Messenger RNA from Conger conger (European conger), 1242 nucleotides. RefSeq names its product cathelin-related peptide SC5-like. Lineage: Eukaryota; Metazoa; Chordata; Actinopteri; Anguilliformes; Congridae. Bases 1 to 588 code for a protein of 195 amino acids. Gene Ontology annotation, cellular component: extracellular region. The record is from RefSeq and is a predicted model, not a curated record. The transcript has 4 exons. Gene Ontology annotation, biological process: defense response.
AUGGACAUUGCUCAUCAUGUCCCAAGGUUGAGUUGCUUAAUCUUGGAGUGUUCACCUGCACCUUUAAAAAGCAGACCCCACACUCUAUUUAACCAGUGUGUGACUGAGAUGAGAAGUGAAACACAGAAAAUGAAGAGCUCUGUUGGACCUCUGCUGCUGAUCUCCCUUGCUGCUUUUGUCUCUGUGACAUUGGCCAGGAGUGUCUUCACCUUUAAGGAUGUCCUUGCUGCGGCCACUGCAGACUUCAACCAGAAAAGCCAGGAAACAAAAGCUUUCGGACCUCCGAAACAGGGUGCUUUGCGGUCAAUGUCAAUGUUUGAGCCCGGAGAUGGCUCUGUCAUGAUCAAGUCCAUCACGUUCACACUUAAGGAGACGGUGUGCCCCAAAUCAGAAGACUACCUAAAGGACGAGUGCAUCUUCAAGGAAAAUGGGUCUCUGAAGAAGUGCUCCAGUACAGCCACAGUCCUCAAGUCACAGCCAGGAGAGGCAGCGUCUCUGACAGUGUCCUGUCAGGAGGUCACAGAUCCAGAGGAGCGCAAGACACUCUCAGAGCCCCCAAGUUGGACAAAAUAUUUCAGCAACUGGUGAAGGCUGCACGAACCCACAGCAUCUCCUUUGUUUUAGGCCUAUCUAUCAUGACAGUGAUAUGAUAAAUAAAAAAUGCUUUAACUCCCUCAGUGCCAGAAGUGCCUUAAGGCGCCCUCACUAUCAAUGUUCUAGAGUUCCAGGGUCACCUAUAAGUGCACUGAGCUUGUAUUUUACAACCCCUUGAGGUGUUUGAUAUGUUGAGGGGGGUGGGGUAUUUGACAAAAACUUCAAUUAAUCAAGAUUAGUAGACUAAAUGUCAUUAUUCUUAUUUUCAACAAUCUUACAGACCCAAUGCUGCCUGAGAUGGUAAAGGGAGAGCAAGGAUAGGGAGCUGGAGAGGUAGAAGGGGAGGGAGAGUGAGGGGUAGGUUGAUUAGCAAACUUCUUCAAGGAGUCUUUAGUAUACAAUAUAUAUUAUUUUACACCUCAUAAUUUACACCUAUUAUCUUCAUAAGAAUAUAAUUUGGUUAGAGAGUGUGCUUUGAAGUCUCCACUGGCCUUUUUUUUUACCUGCCUUGACAGCUUAGAGCAGACUGCUUAUGCUUGAUUGUAUUGUCAUCAAAUGUUUUACCAGGAUUUGGUAAAAUGGCUAUUUAUCCAUUUGAAAUCAUGUGACAAUGAUUUUUCAAGGAUUAAAUCGUAGAACUCGCAAUUA